UAUUAAAACUUGCAAAACUGUUAGAUGAUCUAUCAGCCUUUUAUAUUCUGAUCAUAGUGUUCAGCAGCAUUCACUAAAAUUACAGUUUUUUCUUAUAUCCAAUGGAUGAAAAUUUCCAUUAUCAAAAUUUGGCAUCAUGCAAUCAGUGGAUCAAGUCGAGACCAUCAGCAUCCCAAGACGCGUUAAGGGCACCAAAUCCUGGGCAGAUAUCUUCGCAGUUUCAUUAAAUGUCUGCAUUAUCCUGUUCUUCUACAUGUUCGAUGCUUUGUACGUAAUGCCACAGUUUUUGGGAUUCUUUGGACAGUCGGUUCAUUUUCUGUUGACCACUUGGAUUGUCUACAACAUUCUGGGAAACCUAAGGCUUUGCACCAAGACGUUGACCACUGUGGACUCUUUGCCGCCUAAAAUGCAGCAGCCGAUGAAAGGUGAGGAGCAUCUGUGGCACUAUUGCAACAUAUGCCAGAGGACAGUGCCGCCAAGGUCCUGGCACUGCGAUACCUGUAAUGCGUGCAUUCUGAAGCGGGAUCACCACUGCAAUUUUGUGGGCAACUGCGUGGGACACAAUAAUCAGCGAUACUUCAUAUGGUUCUCAUUUUACGCGGCCAUCGGCAGCGGAGUGGCCUUAUUUGAUAACUUCUUGUUGGCCCAUAAGCACGGUAUUGGACUUUUCGAUUUAGUCGCAGCCAAUUUGAUAAUUUAUAAUGCGAUUAUAAAUCCUGGCGCACAAGACUUUACGGUUUUCUGUCGAAUAAUCAGUGUCUUAAGUGUCAACAUAUUUGCCGUUGUGUUUCCAGCAGCUCUGUUUUGCACUCAAAUUGUGACGGUGCACAAAAACUCGGUAAUGCACGAUUAUUCGGAUCGAACCUACGAUCUUGGAAUCAAGAAUAACUUGGCUCUGGUCCUCGGCAGCCGUCGAUUGUGGACUUUCCUAUCGCCAAAUAUCAAAAGUCCACUGCCCCACAAUGGCACACAAUGGAAAUCGCAGCCGUCUAGUCGGAUUUAGAUAUCAUCUAUCUAUUCAUGUCCAUUGAUAUAAUAUUGUGUAUUACCAUGCCACGCAAUCGAGUCUUUCACUUCAUUUAAU
Molecule: messenger RNA, 1084 nt
Organism: Drosophila erecta
Lineage: Eukaryota; Metazoa; Arthropoda; Insecta; Diptera; Drosophilidae
Product: probable palmitoyltransferase ZDHHC24
Exons: 1
Coding region: 137-1003 (288 amino acids)
Biological process (GO): protein targeting to membrane; peptidyl-L-cysteine S-palmitoylation
Cellular component (GO): Golgi apparatus; endoplasmic reticulum
Molecular function (GO): protein-cysteine S-palmitoyltransferase activity
Source: RefSeq, a predicted model, not a curated record